Moneuplotes crassus is the source of this 594-nucleotide messenger RNA. The record is from the annotation of a GenBank genome assembly. NCBI's taxonomy places the organism in Eukaryota, Ciliophora, Spirotrichea, Euplotida, Euplotidae.
AAUAAUUAUAAUGACUGAACCAGGGGACCAAAAGACUAUUGCUGAGGCCAAACUCUUGGCUAGAGAGUACGCCAAGCAUAACAGUGACGACCAAGGGAAUCUAUACGCUAAGAUCUGGGAAGUCCCAGAAUUCAGAGAGGCCUUUGAUUACAAUAUGGGUUAUGAAAAGAAAAAUAUGUUGAAAUAUAGAGCUGAAGCUGUUUUCAGGCAUACCAGGCUUUCAAAGCAACUUUUCCAAAAAGUAUAUUAUAACCCAAACUUGUUGCUUGAUGAUGAAACCAAUAUGAGGAAGCAUUAUGUUACAGAAAGCGGAAGUCAUGAUCUUAGAUCUACCUUUAUUAAUUGGUUGGUAGUUGGAACUUAUUUCCCAGCUUUAUAUGCUGCUUCAACAAGGUUCAGAGGAUGGGGAUGCUUCUUCGCAGUCACUGCUGGAUGGUACUUCCUAUAUACACAAGGACAUCAACUCAACAACAACAUAUUGCAGAAAAAUUUGAACUCUUUUGCUUCCCCACUUGUGGAGAAAUAUGGAAUAAUUGAUCAUCAUGACAACUAAUAAGAGCUAAUUUGGAUAAGACAAAGGGAUUCAAUUUUAUA